GUGUAUUAAUUAAUUAAUUAAAUAGUUAAUAUUCGGUUUGUGAAAUUUUAUAUUAAUUCUGUGAAUCUGCGUUUCUAUAUUUUCACUAUAACGCUUUCCUAAUUCGUAAUUCGUUUCGGGCUGAAAGCAGAAGAAGCAGAAGGAAGAAAGAAAGAGGGAGAAGAGGUAGAGAAAGAGAAAGAGGAGGGAGAUCUUGUAAAUAAGGAAACCCUAGUUUUUCCUUUUUUGGCUUAUUUUUCUAAAUUUUCCCAUUAAUUUUCAGUUCCAACCUGCUACUGUUGCCAAUAAGGAAUCUCUUCUUCUCUUGUCAUUGCUUCAAUCGAACAAGAGUGAAGGAGUUUUGUGGGAUUGGGUAUUAUAUAGGAAGGCGCAAAGAUGAUGUCCAGAUCGUAUACAAAUCUUUUAGAUUUGGCCUCUGGGAAUUUCCCGGCAAUGGGGAGGGAGUCUAGGGAGAGGAGGCGGAUGCCGAGGGUUAUGAGUGUUCCAGGGUUUCUCACUGAGGUAGAUGAUGAUCAGGCAGUUAGUGUUUCCUCCGAUAACCCGUCGACAAUUACUACGGAUAGAAUGAUCAUUGUGGCUAACCAGUUACCAUUGAAGGCAAAGCGAAGAGAGGACAACAAAGGGUGGUCUUUCAGUUGGAAUGAAGAUUCGUUACUUUUACAGCUUAAGGAUGGACUUCCGGAUGACAUGGAAGUUCUUUAUGUUGGUUCCUUACGCGUAGAUAUUGAUCCAGCAGAACAGGAUGACGUGUCUCAGAAUUUGUUGGAUAAAUUCAAAUGUGUUCCGACUUUUUUACCUGCUGACGUUUUGGCAAAAUUUUAUGAUGGUUUUUGUAAAAGGCAGUUGUGGCCACUUUUUCAUUACAUGUUACCAUUUUCAACUGACAAAAGCCAUCGAUUUGAUCGCACUUUGUGGGAAGCUUAUGUGCUAGCAAACAAGCUAUUUUUUCAGAAGGUAGUUGAAAUAAUAAACCCUGAGGAUGAUUACAUUUGGAUUCAUGAUUAUCAUUUGAUGGUGCUGCCUACUUUUAUUAGAAGGCGUUUUAACAGGGUUAAAAUGGGAUUUUUCCUGCAUAGCCCCUUUCCAUCAUCAGAGAUUUACAGGACUCUUCCUGUAAGGGAAGAGAUACUGAAAGCUUUGCUAAACUCUGAUAUCAUCGGAUUCCAUACCUUUGACUAUGCUCGUCAUUUCCUUUCCUGCUGCAGUCGUAUGUUGGGUCUGGAGUAUCAGUCUAAGAGGGGUUAUUUAGGAUUGGAGUAUUAUGGAAGGACCAUCAGUAUUAAGAUUAUGCCUGUUGGUAUUCACAUGGGUCGGAUUGAUUCAGUCAUGAGAAUGGCAGUUGAGGAGACCACAGUUAAGGAGCUCAAACAGAAAUUUGAAGGAAAAACCAUCUUACUUGGUGUUGAUGACAUGGACAUUUUUAAAGGAAUAAAUUUGAAGAUUUUGGCAAUGGAGCAGAUGCUCAGACAGCAUCCUAAAUGGCAAGGAAGAGCUGUUCUGGUCCAAAUAGUUAAUCCUGCUAGAGGGAAAGGGAUACAUCUGGAGGAGAUACAUGCUGAAAUACAAGAAAGCUGCACCAGGAUCAACAGAGUGUUUGGGCGGCCUGGUUAUGAACCUAUUGUUUUUAUAGAUAGAGCAGUAUCUAUUGCUGAAAAAGUUGCCUAUUACAGCAUUGCUGAGUGUGUUAUUGUCACAGCUGUAAGGGAUGGAAUGAACCUCACUCCUUAUGAAUAUAUUGCUUGUAGACAGGGAAUAUCUGAUUCUGAAUCAUGUUCUAAUGCCAGUGACCCAAAGAAGAGUAUGCUGGUGAUAUCAGAAUUUAUUGGGUGUUCUCCAUCACUUAGUGGGGCAAUUCGUGUCAAUCCAUGGAAUGUUGAAGCAACUUCAGAGGCAAUGAAUGAGGCUAUCUCAAUGAGUGAUGGGGAGAAACAGUUGCGGCAUGAGAAGCAUUACCGGUAUGUCAGCACCCAUGAUGUUGCUUACUGGUCACGUAGUUUUUUGCAAGACAUGGAGCGGGCUUGCACAGACCUUCUAAGGAAGAGAUGUUGGGGAAUAGGUCUUAGCUUUGGAUUUAGAGUUGUGGCACUUGAUCCUAAUUUUAAAAAGCUCUCAAUUGAUGCUAUGGUCUCAGCUUACAAGAGGGCAAAGAGUAGGGCCAUUUUGUUGGACUAUGAUGGUACUGUGAUGCCGCAGAACUCCAUUAACAAGAGUCCAAGCAAGGAGGUCUUGUCUAUUAUGGAAUCACUUAGUGCAGACCCAAAAAAUAUUGUUUUUAUUGUUAGUGGAAGGGGGAGAGAGAGCUUAAGUGAGUGGUUUGCUCCCUGCGGAAAACUUGGAAUUGCCGCAGAACAUGGGUACUUCUUGAGAUGGGGCCACAAUGGAGAAUGGGAAAUUUGUGGUAAGUCCUCCGACUUUGGAUGGAUGCAGAUAGCUGAACCUGUGAUGAAACUAUAUACUGAGGCAACUGAUGGCUCCUCAAUCGAAAGAAAAGAAAGUGCUUUAGUCUGGCAGUACCGUGACGCAGACCUUGGUUUUGGAUCUUCUCAGGCUAAGGAAAUGUUAGAUCAUCUAGAAAGUGUUUUGGCCAAUGAGCCCGUUGCCGUGAAGAGUGGCCAGUUUAUUGUUGAAGUAAAACCACAGGAUGUGAGCAAAGGUUUGGUGGCCGAAAGGAUAUUUUCGUCAAUGGACGGGAAAGGCAAGCAGGCUGACUUUGUGCUGUGUGUUGGCGAUGACAGAUCAGAUGAGGACAUGUUUGAAAUAGUUAGUAGUGCAAUUUCAAGGAAUAUUCUUGCCUCCAAUGCUUCUGUGUUUGCUUGCACAGUUGGACAAAAGCCAAGCAAAGCAAAGUAUUAUCUGGAUGAUACAACCGAGGUAACAAGCAUGCUAGAAUCUUUGGCCGAAGAAUCAGAUUCUUCACCCUGCAUACAAGAAACUGGGGAUUCCUCUCGGAGGCAAGUAUCAGUUCAGGUUUCUCUGAUUUAGAUGAUCAUGAUUUUUUUUAAUUGGGAUGUAAUAUUCGUGGUGACAUUUGGGGCGUUUGCAGAGUAUGUUUUCAUAAAUUUUUUCUUUCUUUUGCUUUUCUUUCUUCUAUUAUAUAUUACAUAUAUUUUUGGGAGAAUCCCGUCAUUAUUUUCUGUUCCGUUAUUCAUAACUUUGGUUGGUUGUGGUGUAGCAGCAGACAAAGAUGUUAGUUUGGUUUUUAUGUCCUAUAACAAAGGAAGAAAAUAGUGGAA
Molecule: messenger RNA, 3233 nt
Organism: Vigna radiata var. radiata (mung bean)
Lineage: Eukaryota; Viridiplantae; Streptophyta; Magnoliopsida; Fabales; Fabaceae
Product: probable alpha,alpha-trehalose-phosphate synthase [UDP-forming] 7
Exons: 4
Coding region: 376-2982 (868 amino acids)
Biological process (GO): trehalose biosynthetic process
Cellular component (GO): cytosol
Molecular function (GO): catalytic activity
Source: RefSeq, a predicted model, not a curated record